GUUACUAUAAAAGACAAGAACCGAUUUACCGGAGAUCAGUGUUCGGUGAGCUCAAUUGGAAGUUUUGUGUUAAGCGCCAUCUAAAAGUAAAGUGUCGGUGACAUAAAAGUCCAAUUCGAAGAAUAAUUUGAAAUCCUUGAAAAUGUACUCCAAAAUGAUUGCUGUUCUGGCGUUCGUCGCCGUUGCUGUUGCUGCCCCUCAGCAUCAGGAAGCUGCCCGAUUCCCGGCUGGAGUGAAUCCGGCUGCUUGUCCAUCUUACCCCAACUGCGACAACGCUGCCCUGCACAAUCCACAACAGAAUCACGCUUCCAACCACUGGAACCCAAGCUGGAACGCCCAACCCACCUGGAACCAGCAGCCAGCUGCUCCUGCCUGGAACGCCCAACCUGCUGCUCCGGCAUGGAAUGCUCAGCCUUCCUGGAACCAUCAGCCGGCUGCCCCAGCCUGGAAUGCCCAGCCCGCUGCUCCUGCCUGGAACGCCCAGCCAACCUGGAACUCGUACCCAGCUCUGACUGGACCAGCCCACAACCAUCUGGCCGCUGCCCCAGCCCCAACUGCCGGUGGUGACAAAUACCCAGCUGGUGUGAACCCUCAGACCUGCCCCAACUACCCAUACUGUGACAACACCCACUCUGCUGGAGCCCCAGCCGCUGCCCCUCUGCCCGGAUACACCGAGCGUCAGUACCCAGCUGGAGUUUCUCCCCACAGCUGCCCGAACUUCCCAUACUGCAACUAAGAAUCUCCCGAGCUGCUUCCCUCAAUAGUAGUGGCCUGUGAUAUUUAUUAGUCUACCUACCUAGCUUCUCAUGCUUUCCCAUGGAUAACUACCAACCAGAUGAAGAUCUUCAAGGGCCCUCAAGGGGGUUGAUUUGGUUCAACUCAGCCCGAUAAAAAAAAAAACCCGUUAGCCGAACCCUUCAAUUCUAUUUAAGCUUAGAAAGCAAACCGAAAGUCACUGCCAUGGUUGUUUUGUGUAAAUAAUGUUUCAUACCAAUAUGUAGUAUUUUGUGAAUCGUUGAAACCAUUUCUGUUGUGUGAGAAAGGAAACCUAGUUCCUCAUGUUUUGUGUAAGCAUAAUGUGAUUGUGCAGGAUUGAAAAGAAAGAAAAAAAACGAACGAUAUAGCGAGAGAUUAAAUUGAACUGCAAUUUUUAAACUGAAA
This is a messenger RNA of Uranotaenia lowii, 1161 nucleotides long. Its product is annotated as circumsporozoite protein. The transcript is spliced from 3 exons. Lineage: Eukaryota; Metazoa; Arthropoda; Insecta; Diptera; Culicidae. The record is from RefSeq and is a predicted model, not a curated record. The coding region runs from base 143 to 736 and encodes 197 amino acids. Gene Ontology annotation, molecular function: structural constituent of cuticle.